AUGAAGCUUCUGUGCAGUGUACUAAUCCUGGCCAGCGUUUUGGCAGUUCAAGCCGCACCCAAUACGCAGAUCCAGAACGCCUUGAAUCAGUAUCUGGUGCAUGCCCGCAAUCUGGAUACCAUCGUUUCUGAGGAUGUAACCACCCAGUGCUUCAACCUCUACAUGCCCAUGCUAAACGAGGUGGCUGCCACCUUCUCCAGUUCUUACCAAGGUUGCAUCAGCACCGCCAAUGCCCAGACUGCCAACUUGACUGGCCAGGCAGAUCAGCAGCAGAAGACCUACCAAUCGGAGGUCUCCAGCCUUUGCAGCGCCUUCACCUCCUGCGAUAGCAACAAUGAUACCACAAACUUCUUCAACUGCUAUGCCAACACGGCUCAGAAUGAUAUCACCGUAAUCUACGACCUCGCCAGCCAAGCUGCCAGUUCGGCAAACUCCUUGACAUCGGGCAUCCAGGCCAUCCAAAACACAGAGUACCUGUGCACCAAUGCAACGCAGAACGCCUAUGUCCGGGAUACGGCUGCCACCUACGAUCUGCUGGACAGCUGCCUAAAGUACGGAGUACCGGCUAGUACUGCCACAUCCACCACGCCAGCCCCCACCACUUCCACCACGGACGGUUCCUUCUUCUUCGAUCUUUGA
Drosophila takahashii is the source of this 639-nucleotide messenger RNA. RefSeq lists its product as uncharacterized. The record is from RefSeq and is a predicted model, not a curated record. Lineage: Eukaryota; Metazoa; Arthropoda; Insecta; Diptera; Drosophilidae.